UAAUGAGACUGAGACAAAAUUUCAUGAUAAAAAAGUAAUUGUAACAUUGAAGAAAUGCAUUAUUCUGUAUAAAACCUUAUGCAAGCAUUGCCUGGAAUGCUGAUAAAUUAUUUGAACUCCUAUACGCUCUAAAUUAUAAAAUCGUAGUAUAUCACAUUUCUCUGAAAUCACAGGAAGUCUGUGUGCCAAUUCUCAUCGAACUACAAGAAUAUUAGCGAUGCCUUUACCUUUAGUAUUAGUAAACAUGGACACAGUGAAAUUGGAGGAACAAUCGGAGUUGAUGGCAUGUCGGAUUUGUCUGGCUUGGGACGUGAAAUUGUAUCAUAUUCGCGAGGUGGGCUUAGACCAAACGUUUUCAGAACUUAUGGGAAUUUCGAUAUCGGCAGCAGAUGGGCUACCUCAACACUUAUGCAGCUGGUGUCGCACACUCCUGCUUAAAGCAGUGAGGCUGCGAGCUUGCUCAAAACGAUCAGACAGCUUGCUUCGACAGGCGCUCACACAUCAACAAAUAAUAACAAACGCAUACAUUCGCACUAUCGAUCGUUCUAUACACAAACUGACACGCACACUCUCGCAAAACUUAAAAACUACCAUCCAGUAUUACUUUGAACAAGACAAAACAUUGGAAAAUGUAAAUGUCCAUCCAGAUAUUGAUAUUAUCAAAGAUGAGAUAGAACGAAAUGAAAAUGAUUUGAACAAUAAACAUGAUAAGGUAGAAACAGAUAUAUUACAGAUUAAUAUAAUGGAAACUGAAAUUAAAGCGUUUGAUUUGAAUUGUGACGGGACAGGAGACAGUGAUGAUUCUGAUGAAGAUUCCAAAAUGAAUCUUCGAGAAUAUAAAUAUAAAAUGGGAAAUGUUGAGCCAAAACCAGCGUUAGUCGAAGUUAAAAUAGGAACUAGAUUUGAUAAACAAAUAAAAAAAGUUUCAAAAAAACUAAAGGAAGUUAAUGUAGAAACAUUUCAAAAUAAAAAGCGACAUUCAAAAGCCAAUAAAGUAAGAACGAAAAAUAAGGAAACAAAUGAAGUAAAAACAAAAGCCGUUAAAGAAAAACACUCGGAACCAGGAAGGUUUUUUACAAUAGAGGAUAUAGAAGAGUUUGUAAAAAAGCAUAAUUUUGAAAUACAGUAUUUGACUGAGGAAGAAAUGGCGGAGGAUAUGGAAAGGCGAAAAAUGUCGGAUCGGUAUAAGCAUUGCAAGUUUAAAUGUAACUUGUGUUAUAAAGGCUUUCUGACGUCCACUACCUUUGACAACCAUAUGAAGAAAGAUCAUGAUCCGCGUAACGCAAAGAACGAGUGCCGGUUAUGCCGCGUCAGCUACCGCUACGGGUUCUACCUCAAACAACACGUGCAGAACGCGCACCGGCUGCGGCUGCGCUGCGCCGAGUGCGGAGAGGGCGUGUGGGGCAGGAAAGAGUGCGUCGCGCACGCGGCGCGCCACGCCGGCACCACGCGGCAAUGCAAGUACUGCGGAAAGCACUUCCUUAAGAAAUCGUCGUACACAUGGCAUAUGCGAGCUGCGCAUCCCAUCGAGAACUCAGCGCGCGGCUCGUGCGAGCUCUGUGGGGAGAUCUACACAAGUGCCAAGGGACUCAAGGCGCAUAAACUACUUGCACAUAAUAAGCGCUCUGCGCCCGAGCUACAGUGCGGCCGCUGCCGCGCACAGUUCGACAAUAAGGAGGCUCUGACGAAACACAGACAACAACAAGUUGACGACAAGUGUGAUCCUGACUUAAGCCCAUGCGCGGCGUGCGGCGGGGGCUGCGCGGGCGCCGAGGCGCUGCUGCGACACAUGCAUGCGGCGCACAACGUCGCCAUCUUCACCUGUGACCUCUGCAACAAAUCCUUUCUAUCCAAGCCUUCGCUCUCCACCCACAUAGAUCGCGUCCACCUCGGCAUCAGGCCGUUACAACACCACCAGCUCACGCAGUACAAGAAGCACAGCAAGCGGCCCGUGCAGCAUAAGAGACGGGGGCACGACCACAUGUGCGAGCACUGCGGGAAGGCCUACACGACACAUCAGUUUCUGAAGAAUCACCAGAUGACGCAUACGGGUGAACGGCCCUUCAAGUGCGACCGCUGCCCUAAAGGGUUCACCACGGCUGUGCAGCUCACGUGGCACACGAGAACACACACGGGGGAGCGUCCGUUCCAGUGCGACCAGUGCCACCAGGCGUUCAGUCUAGAAGGCAACCUCAGGAGGCACCGCAAAGCGGUGCACCUAGGCCUCCGUAAGAACGUGCCGUGCCCGCGCUGCGAGAAAACCUUCUCCACUAACUCCACGAUGAAGCUGCACGUCAGAACAGUGCACGACGGAGCGCCCUGGCCGCGCCGAGACCGGAGGCCGAGGAAACAGCCGCCCCAGAUUACAGAGUAGUUUUAUAAAAAACACAUACACCUGCGAAGU
Molecule: messenger RNA, 2404 nt
Organism: Cydia splendana
Lineage: Eukaryota; Metazoa; Arthropoda; Insecta; Lepidoptera; Tortricidae
Product: zinc finger protein 813-like
Exons: 13
Coding region: 218-2374 (718 amino acids)
Cellular component (GO): nucleus
Molecular function (GO): zinc ion binding
Source: RefSeq, a predicted model, not a curated record